AAUAUUUCACUCAGGGUGAAGUAACAUCGUAAGAGGAAAUUAAAACCAAAUUAAGCAUUUUGCUCUCUAUAAAAUCAGUAGCUCAUAUUGUAUAGUUUGUUAUGUUGCUCCAGAGCCCCCCCCAUCUGCAGUCUGUUGUGUCUCCAUAAUCCGUAGAAUGGUGCUUUUCAACAUUACUCUUUCCCGGGAGUAAUGACAGGCUGCUUCACUCUAUGGAAUCAGUCGAGAACUGAACCAGUUUAUUUAAGGAGCUUGAGAUGUACACACGGAGACACAAGAGGAUGCUGGUGCUGGGUUAUUGAGCAGCAACCACGAUGUCACAGGUCCGUUUACGACCCCCGUCCCAGGGCUGCUCGACCACUGAGUUCCUCCAGCAGAUUCUUUACUGUUCUGUUGGAGUGGCGUGGCGGCUAUAGCGUACUUGCUAUGACAGCUCCGACCACUAGAUGUGGUUUGAUUCCUGCCUCGUCCUGUAAGAAGUUUUGGAGGCUCCUCUGAGCGCGUUGGUUUCCUCCCAGCGACUUGUCGUUGGGGUUAUUGCAUAUUAAAUUGGCAUUGGAACCAUAGUGUCACAAGCGGGCUGACUUAUGCACAGUUCCCGGAUUGUGACUGUUCUUGGCGCGAAAUGACGCAUUUCACUGUUUCUUUGAUGUUUCGAUAUACGUGUGACAAAUCUAAUCUUCAUCUUUGAAUACGUACUCGACGCUGGAAGUACUCAGCAGGUCAGGCAGCAUCCGUGAGAAAAGAGUAGCCAACGUUUCGGGCGGAGACCCUUCAUCAGGAAGCCCAGUAAUAGAGAUAGGGGAGGGGGAAGGGCUAGAGGCGCCAGGUGGUGAACCAAUCAGAGGAAGGAUAAGGGGGGAGGGGAUAAACAUGAAAGAACUGUAGAGAUAAAGGAGCAGAAAGUUGAAAGGGGAGAGAGGCAGAGAGGGACCUAGGAUAGGGGAGGGGGGGAAUUACUGGAAAUUGGAGAAUUCAAUGUUCAUACCACCAGGCUGGAGGCUACCCAGACGGUAGAUGAGGUGUCGCUCCUCCAACCUGAGUUUGGCCUCAUCAUGGCAGUAGAGGAGGCCAUGUAUGGACAUAGCUAGAUGAGAGUGAGAGGGAGAGUUGAAGUGGGUGGCAACCGGGAGGUCCUGUCUAUUGUGAGCUAUUGUCUAUUAUUUUUGUGUUUUAAUCUUUAUCUUUUAUCGGUGUCUUUAUUUUGGCAUGGACUUUGAAUGAUCUGAUGGUGCACUGGCAACGCGGCUUACUUCUCAACUCUGCGCAGUGACAAACAGUCCGACCUGGAACCUUAACUGCUUCUCUUCCCACGAAUGCUGCCUGUCUACCUGAGUAUUCCCAGCAAUUCCUGUUGUUAUCUUAGAUUUCCAUCAUCAGUUGUGUUGAUUCUUGAAUUUUACCUCUUGGCAUUUCGCGCCUUUGCAAGAGAACUGGAAUAUUUUGUUCGCCGUUAAGAAAAUGAUAAGACGAUCAAUAGAUUGGCCCGGGAAUGUACAUUCCGUAUAUUUUUCGUUCUCCAUUGUAAACAUGCGAAGAAACUCUGUCACUAUUCAGGUGAAAAUGAAAAGGUACAUAUCUCAAGUAUUGAGAAGGCGCCACCCUCAGGGCUCCCGUUCCUUUCGCCAGUUCCCGGCCACUGCUGGCUCCAUGCCCGUGAUGGGCUGGUUCGUAACGGAAUUUUAGCAUUGCACAAAUAGAAACCCUCGCAUGGAAGUGAUAAGGAGAUGUCUCGGAGCUUUUUUUUGACUCGUAUAACGACUUCCUUCGGGAGUAAGUGCAUAAAGUUAAAAGGGAUUGCAAGAGAGGGGUGUGUUUUUUUUAAUGUCCCGUUUAAUUACUGCUGCCACGUAGAGUUCUCGACUCCCCUUUGCUUCAGAGCUGGCUACCCACAGUGCACAAGCUCAAAGUUUAGUCUCUGACUGAUUGUACACUGCUUAACGCUCGACUCCAGCUCCUUUCAUUCGCACUCCAAACCCAGACUAUGUACGCUUCAAGUAGGAAUGCGUUUGGGGCUCGUUGACAGCGAGCAGCACUGUCUCUGCCCACCCUCCUACCCAUGUGUCCCGGGACCCCAGUAAAAUGGAAACAAGCGAAGAGGACAUUCGCGCAACGGCACGAUUGUUCUGAAGACUGCCCCCUACAACGAGACGGUAUCGGCGUCAUGCUUUGAAUCGUUGCAUUUUCGCGAAGACCGUGAAGGAGCGAACGCGUGUACAAUCGAUGCACAGGGAAUGUCUUUGCUGAUAAUGAGCUUCGAUUGUGGAAGUUUCGGACCCCAGUUCCCUGGAACUGGCAAGAGAUGGUACCGUGGAUUUUAGCAUCGAGUUAAACUACUCCCAAAGUGACGAUGACUUUGCCGCCCUCUGUAACGCACUGAUAUCACCAUGCCCAUCAUUUCCCGAAGCAGCGACAACAACAGUAACCCGAGCGACUCGUCUUGUAGUUCCUUGAAUCAGAUUGCUCCCUUAAUUCACGCCGAAACCGCCCCUGUCAAAGGAGCCUACUAUCGACGGUCGGGAAGGAUCCGCCGUGCGAAUCAACUGACCCAAAUAGACCAGAAGCAACACAUCAUCCUCAACGUGGGGGGUGCCAAGUAUUUGGUGCCCUGGUUAACUUUGGACGAAUUCCCACUUACAAGGCUUGGGAGAUUAAAGUUUUGCCGCAACUAUGACGAAAUCGUGCAGAUCUGCGACGAUUAUGACGAGUCCUCCAACGAGUAUUUCUUUGAUAGGAACCCGUGCGCUUUCCGCAUGAUCAUCACCUUCAUUUCUGCGGGCAAACUGCGGCUUUUGAGAGAGAUGUGUGCCCUCUCCUUCCAAGAAGAGCUUGUUUACUGGGGGAUAGAGGAGGCCAACUUGGAGACCUGUUGCCGCAGGAAACUCAUUCGGAGAGUCCGAGAGGUGGCGAAGAUCAGGAAAGGAGAGGAGGUUGAGGGGAAGGAGGAGGAAGUCGAUGCUCUGGUUACGAACGGCAAAUUGGGUUACUAUAUGGACAAACUGCGAGAUAUGGUGGAGAAUCCUCAUUCAGGACUGCCUGGGAAAGUGUUUGCCUGUCUUUCCAUUUUAUUUGUCACGAUAACGGUAGUUAGUCUUUGCAUUGGUACAAUGCCAGAUUUAAGGUCGGAAGAAGACCGGGAUAAAUGUUCCCAGAGGUGCUAUAACAUGUUUAUAAUAGAAACCAUCUGUGUAGCCUGGUUCUCCUUGGAGUUUGUGUUACGUUUUAUCCAGGCACGAAGCAAGUGGCAGUUUCUGAGAGGACCUUUGAACAUUAUUGACAUAUUGGCAAUUUUACCGUAUUACAUUUCGCUCUUGGUUGACAAAGGACCUGGAGAUAGUUAUAAAUCUUCAGGAAGCAACAUCUAUUUGGAAAAAUUGGGGCUGGUGCUCCGAAUAUUGCGGGCCUUGAGAAUUCUGUAUGUCAUGCGACUUGCCAGGCACUCCCUGGGACUUCAGACAUUGGGCCUCACUGUGCAGCGGAGCAUUCGUGAGUUUGGACUCUUGCUUCUUUUCCUCUGCGUGUCUGUCACUCUAUUUGCACCACUUGUGUACCUUGCAGAGAAGAAGACGGGAAAAGGAGGAGACUUCAGCAGUAUUCCUGCAUCCUAUUGGUGGGCUAUCAUUUCUAUGACAACAGUCGGAUAUGGUGACAUGGUGCCUCAGAGUAUUCCUGGGCAGGUGGUAGCUCUGAGCAGCAUCCUCAGUGGGAUCCUAAUAAUGGCAUUUCCUGCAACUUCCAUUUUCCAUGCAUUUUCCCGUGCAUAUGUUGAACUAAAACAAGAACAAGAGAGGGCCCAGGCCCGGUUGAAAUGCAUUGAAAAGGCAGCAAAGCACUCAGAGAAUGAAGGCUUCCAAGACACAAACAAUUGUUCCAAUGAAUUUAUUGGCAAAGAGAAAAAAGUUUUCAAUUACUUGUGAUUUUAUGGAUUGAUUCAUUGUUGCUUCUUAUUUGUGUUGAAUUACAAAGAAUGUAUAGCACCACAAAAGGCCAUUUGCCCAAGUAACCUCUGGUAGUGUUUAUACUCCACACAAACCUUGUCUCAUUCCAUCUACCUCAUGUCAGACUUACAGUAUAUCUUUCUAUUCCCUUUUCUCUCCCGACCUUAUCUACUUCCCUUCUGAACAAAUCCAAGCCCGCUAAUAUUCCUAAUGAUAGUGAUUUACUUAUGCAAACCGGUUCCUCAGUAAAAAAAAAACAAAUUCCUUAUUUUCCUAUAAAUUCCUUAUUUUGGUUUCUUCCUUGGGAAACACUAGGGGCAACAUUAAUUCUCAACACCGGGUCAGUUUUAGUGGGUUGAGAAAUUAAAGUAUAAAAGGAAUUGAAACAGCAAUGCAGUUUGUUUAAAACCUGCUCCUUCCUUGUUCAAUAAAAUGGCGGAAGAGGUAGGUGACCGAUCCUUAUCCUGGAAGAAGGCCAUGUGAUAAAAAGGCCCUUUGAAGAAACAUUGUGCUUCUUUUUGUUUAAAGAAAAAAGCUACUUUUAACACGUUGGACAAAAUUUCUGGGCCCUGACAGAUAAGCAGAGGGCCAAUCAAACAAGCCUAAUGGAUCUUGAGUAGGACCAAAUGUUCUCAACAAGAUUAUCCUUACAACUGUACACUACUUGUUUGAACCCUUGAUUGAGAACUAUUUGUUUCUUACCUGAACACUGCCCCACCCCACAAUAACAAGCUCCUCAAAAUCAAAAGUGAUUUCUCCUGUGGCCAAACUCCUCAGCCCUUCAACAAGAACUGAACAUUGAUUUCUUCUCCUUGUCAUUCUCUCCAGCUUCCAGCACCUCACAAUGACCAAUUCCAUCCUUAACUUACCAAACAUAUUUUCCAGCAUAGUGACACACUUUCUCAUCCACAGCACCAACUCCCAUCCUUGGGAUUUCUUCCUUGUCUGCUAAAUAGUUUUGCCAAAAAAUUAUUCUCUUCUUCAGUUCCUCUACUGUGUGCUGAGCGCUCCCCCAUCCAAUGGAUGUUUAAUUAAUCAGAUAGGUUGCCAGCCAGAAAAAUUGGGCAAAUAAUUUGAAAGACAUCUUGCUGUUAGCAACAGAAAUUCAUCCUCUAGUGGCUCACAUCAUAACACCAUGUGGCCACAAUCCCUCUAACCUCAGCUCUCAGUAAGUGUAGCUGUAUAAGUAUCAAAUCCAUAUCUUGAAAGAUCAGAAGUAACAAGCCUGGGUGUUAUCCUUGAUUCAGAUUUGAAUUUUAAUCCCACAUAAAGAAAUUGACCAGAGCAGCAUUUCUAAACUUAAGAAAUAAAGUUAUGUCCAUCUUUAUCAAGUAAUCUUUGUAUUGAAUAGACUGCAAUACUGUGCAAAAGUCUCAGGUACACACACACACACACACACACACACACACACACACACACACACACUUCUGCAGAAAUUUUAUGUUUUGCACUGUACUGCUCCAAAAAAAACAUGAUAUAUGAGAGUGAUGAUAAACUUGAUUCUGAUAUGGGUCUCUGUUGUGGACUGAGAAUAGGAAGGGAGUAAGGAUAGGGGAAUCAUGUUUGGAAAAAAUGGAAAGGAAAGGGGAGAGGAGAGGGAGUGGAAAGCACCAGAGAGACAUUUUGUAAUGAUCAAUAAACCAAUUGUUUGGAAUCAAAUGAUCUUGCCCAGUGUCUCAGGGCUGGGUUUGUCUACAUCCAUACCUCUGCCCAUACCUGGUACUCCUUCUCUGCAAUCUGUCCCACUAACCUCCCUUGGCACUCCAUCCUUGGCAUUCCCAACAUCCUAUGCUCUCAGAAGGUUUACAAACUCGCUCUCUGGUUCAUGUUGAUAAAUGCAGUACUGUGCAAACGUCUUAUGUACCUGAGCUAUAUAUACAGCAAUAUAUUACAGCAAUGCACUUUUUACUGGUCUUCCAAAGCAAUCUAUUCACAAACUUCAACUCAUCCAGAAAUGCUGCUGCUGGACUUUUAACUAAAACCAGGAUGAGAAAGCAUAUCACUCCCAUCCCAACUACAGUACUCUGCAUUGACAUCCUGUAUCUUUCACAAUUGAUUUUAAAAUUAUCUUACUUGUUUUUAAAGCUUUCAAUGGUCUUAUAAUCCUGCUCAAGCUCCCAGGUCUUGUCCUGCUGGUCUCUUAAGUUCAGACAAUCUCCCUCAAAAGAUAAUUGACAGGUCAGCUUUUUUAAAAGACGCUCCUAAAUUGUAGAACUUAAUAUUGAAAACUUUAAGGGAUGUAGACACAGUUGACACUUCUAAAUGCCACCAGCUCUACACCUAUUUAUUUAAUCUUCCUUUUAACUAACAUCAUUUCAUCUUUUAUUUUCAUGUUUGCACUUUAUCCCAUUGUAAAGCACUUUGAAAUACAUUACUUGUAUGAAAACUGCUGUAUAAAUAACAUUAUUAUUUCCCGCUCUUCUAACCCCUAACAUUAACUUACUCCCCUCAACCCCACUCAUUAGGGCUGCUCUCAUGUCUAACGAAAAUCUUCACAACUUGUUCAAUCUUUCAUGAUAGUUGCAAUCUCUUAGUUUGGUGUAUUAUUGUAAACAUCUUCUUAAAUGCCUGUAUCUCCUUUCAAUAGAAUGGAGAUAAAAAAUGAGCAGAUGUAAGUGUGCCCAGAACCUUAAGUGUUUAACUACCUUACUGCUUUUGAAUUCUGCAAGAAAUAAAUGCCAUUUCAAGGUUAACAGCUCUUAAUUGCUUGGCUGACCUCCAAUGCUGCCUUCAAUUACUUUUCCCCCAAGAUUUCUGGAUCUUUUAACUGAUUUGAUAUUUUACCUUCUGAGGGGCAGGCCAUCUUUUUGUUUGUGCCAUUACGACGCACCACCCCACAUUUAUCAGUUAAGGUCAAUUUGCCACUGCCAGUCUAUAGGCCUAAUGCCAUUUUGUGUCAUGUUGCAUUUUACAGAGGCCUGUAAUUGGAUUGCUUGUUUUUGGAUUUAGUGGAAGUAUUUUUUCUUGAAUUGUAGAUGACUCCUUUGAUGACUUCCUGCUGCUUUCUGUCUCCUAGACUUUCAAGGUAUUCUCUGUUUAUUUUCUUUAAUCUCAUUCCCAUUUCCUCACUGCUAGCUCUUUUUUAGUCUAUCCUGACACUGUGUUCCAUUUAUGUCAAUCUGAAUCUUGAAUCCUAUGAUGUUGUUAUCACUACCACUGAGAUGCUAGCUUAUUCUAACUUGUGUUAUCCGUUCUGCUUCAUUAACCGUUAUAAUAGACCAAACUGAAUCCCUUCUUGGUGGACAUUUUAUAUUUUUAAUGAGAAAGGCCUCGAGUACAUCUGGUUUUUCUCACUAUAAAGAUAAAGAUUAGCUUUAUUUGUCACAGGUGCAUCGAAACAUCAAAACAUACAGUGAAAUAUAUUGUUUUUGUGCCUGUCUCAUGUAUGCUGAAGGAUCGAAACAUGCGACAAAGUUUUCUGUUUUUAAUCAACACCGUCUGCAAGUGUCAACAUAGCAUGCCCACACCUCACUAACUCUAACUUGCACAUCUUCUUGAAAUAUAUAAAAUUAGAUGGCACUGAAAUAUGUGCAUUAAAAAUUCAGUUCUCUGCGAGUCAAUGAAUACUUUGUUUGUAGGGCAGAAAUGGGAAAUUUUAAAUCAAUGGAAUUGUGAGUUUGAACGGGCGCCCAUCAUUAUGGAGUGUUCAAAGGUGAACAGGUUUGUUUGGGGUCAGUGAUUGGUGCAGUGGAGAGGAUGGCUGUCAGAGUUUGUGGACGUGUGGUGGGGAAGAGGUCAGCAGGGGGUUGGAUGCUAGUGGAUGGUGAUUGAUGAUAGGUUGGUGUCAUGUUUCAUUCAGGCCAACACAACAAAAGGUGGGAAGUUCAAGUGAAGCCAGCACGCUGGGAGAAGAGACCAGCCCCAAGGAUUUGCAGAUGAGAUGUCAGCUGUUGUAAUGUCCCUCAAUGGUAGGUUCUCAAUGCCAGCCCCUCUAAGAAAUGUUAAUGCAGAUCUCACCACAGUUGUUGAGGAGCAAAUAAAAAGACUCCUGGCAGAUCAAGCAGCAUCCAUGGAGGUUAAGGGAUAGCUGAAAUUUCAGGCUGAGACCCCACAUCAGAGGUGUCGAAGGGAGAUAGCCAGUGUAACGAGGUGAGAGAGAGGGGUGAGGUCAGGGCUGGCGGGUGAUGGGUGGAACCAGGUGAGUACAGAGAUGAUGGGGAGUUGGAGCUAGUGGGUUAAGGGGGUAGGCUGUAGUCAGGAGACAGUGGUUGGUGGGUGAUACACAGAAAAAGAUGUCAAUAGACAUUAGGUGCAGAAGUAGGCCAUUCGGCCCUUUGAGCCAGCACCACCAUUCAAUGUGAUUGUGGCUGAUCAUCCACAAUCAGUACCCCGUUCUUGCCUUCUCCCCAUAUCCAAUGAAGGUCAAUGAACCCCCCUCACCCCCUCUCCCCCUCUUCCUCUCCCCACUGACAUGUCAAUGGAGGUUCUCGGUAUUCCAGGUUGUUGUAUAUUAACCAGUGGUAAAUCAAGGCGACUGGAUUUGCUGUGUUGUCUAAAAGACAUUUUGCCACUCGUCCGAGAGGCUUCUUCAACUGCUUGAUACACAGAGGAAGAAUGUAUCUGCACACUGCACCGUACUGCUGCCCCAAAACAACAAAUUUCAUGACAUAUGUUGGUGCUAAUAAACCUGAUGCUGAUUCUAAUUCUGAAAAGGGACAGAUGGAGCCAGGAGGGAGAAAGAGGAGGAAGGAGUGAGAGACAGAGGUCUAAACAAGGGGUUACCAAUACUGGAAGCUGAUCCCUAAAGGCCAGUUCUGCUUAAGCAGAUGUAUGAAUGAUAUUAAGUCCUUGGUACCUUGGAGAGAGUUGUAGACAUUGAGGCUAUUGGAGCUGCUAGAGUGUAGAUCAGAUGAAUGGAAGACCUAGAGUGAAAUCAGACAGACCUUGUAAUUUUCAGUCAAAAUUCCACUUUCCUUUCCAGUCUAUUUUUCAUUGACAGUCAGCUGUGUAGUGUAAAAAAACACAUAGUAUGUAGUUUGUUUUUAAAUAGGCAUAACAUGCCUACUAGGUUGUCAUCUGUACAAUUUACUCCUACUGCCCACUUCAGUCCUUGUUCUCUUUCCUUGCUUUCACUGUUUGGCUUCUUCCGCCUCUAUAGUUGAUGUGCCUUAAUUCCAAUUAUAUUUUAACUGCUGGAUCCUGCCCACAAGCUGACUGUGCCUAAUUCACUAAGUGCUGGAACUUACACAAAUAUGGUAAACAAAAUUUCUGGACAAGGAUGCUAUGCUUUUCAUACUGAAUUUCAUCAAAGGACUCAAUUACUCUCUCUAGCUCUCUCUCUCUCCUUCUCUUUCUCCCCCUCCCCCUCUCCCUUCCUCUCCCUCUCUCAUACAUUUCUAUUCUGUAUGUGUGCUCCAAUUUCACCACAGAAUUUUUCCUGCCCUGCAGCAAUUAUGCAGACUUCCCUCAGUCUCAUCAAUUCUCCAUCCUCCCCUGACUUCACUCUCAUCAUACUUGGGCAACAGAUUCUACGUCCCUGUUCAAAACCAACCGACCACUGACUUUAACUCUAGACUCCAUUCCAUUGCCUCUUCUUUUGUCUUGAUUCAUGGGUUAAGUGAAGCACUAUCCAUUUUAUUCAUGUAUCUAUUCUGACUGAUUAAACCAUCAUCAUCCAUUUCCAUGCCUCCAUUAGAAUCUCUCUCCUUUGGUGAAUGAGAUUCUUCUUAUCCAAGAACUGCAACCACAUCAGGCCCUUAAUGAAAACCUGGUACUCCCUGACCAGUCUGCUUGAUAAAGACCUCACAUUUGUCCUUUAGGGAUCACGUGAGAAAGGAGACUGCCCUUUUGGAGGCAUUGUCAUUCAGUUUAAUGAUGCAGUCAAACUUCUGUCUGCUGGAUAUAAAAGACCCAUGACAUUUAUUUGGAUGAAGAGUGGGAAAGUUUUCUCUGAUGACAUGGCCAACAUUUAUUCAUAAUUCAACAUUACUGAAGCAAAUUAUCUGGUUAUUAUCAUUUGCUAUUAGUGGGAGUUUAGUUUUCCAUAAUAGGUUUAAAUAUUUCCUAUAAUGCAGCAGAGCUACACUCAAAAUCACUUGUGUAAAUUGCUUCGGAACAUCCCAAAAAUGUAUGGCAGCAUUUUAUAAAUCAUUUACAAAAUUCUUUUCUCAAUGGAAUGAAAGGGGAAAACAGAACUUCUUAUGUGACCCAUUUAGUUCUAUAAGCAUUGGAUAGGUAUAUUUAUCCUUCAUCUUUACUGUGGCUUAAAAUUAAAACUGAAUUUCAGAUUGUAAGUGAAUAAAAUCACUUAACUAUGCAGCACUGCACCGAACACAGAUGGAAUGCAGGACCAAAGGUGACCUUGGAGUCCUGGUGUAAAACAACUCCUGUUGCACUCUAACUGCAUUCUGAAGCAAUCCAUCAGAACCAUCCACUAAAAGCUGUAAUUCUAUCUGCGAUUACUGAGAGAAUGAGUACUUGAACUGGACCUUCCCCAUUAGAACCAAUUUGGUUCCACUUCGUUUUUCCGGAUUACUUUCUUGCGAAUGUGACCUCGGUUCCCAGGACUGUACUGUCAUUAGAUGCUUUGUCCAUUGUUAGUAUGCUCAUUAUCCUUCUUAGAAAAAGAGCUAUGAUAAAAUAGUCUUUACAAAACAUUUCUGCAGGAGCACCAGUGUAAUUGCUCCAAAUUAAUACAUAGUUCUCCCCUUUCCUAUAUUUACUGGCAGUGAAUCAAAGCCAAUUAAUUUGCCAGCUCAACAACUGCCUUCAGAAUUACUUUCCAUCAAAGUAGAUGAUAAUUUACAAUUUACACAAUGUUGCCUAAUCAAGGUAUCUCCAAGAGUUUGUAGCUAUUCUUUAUUAAAUUAGGAGUUGAUUUGAGUCAUCAAUUUCCAUCUGUCAUGUAAGAGGAAGUAAUUAGUACUUUUAGCUCACUGGUGAUUCACUGAGGCUCAAUAAUUUUUGCACAGAGCAAGAUCAAUGGGACUAUGCCAUUUAUAGGCAGGAAACAAGGGCUUAUUUUUGAUGCUUAAGGCUCAAGGAUCAGGAUUAAGGAUCAAUCUUAUGCCGCAUAUACAUUUAUAUGUAUUAGGAAUUUUCCAUGGUGUGUUGGCAUGACAUGCAACAAAAAACA
Messenger RNA from Hypanus sabinus (Atlantic stingray), 11013 nucleotides. RefSeq names its product potassium voltage-gated channel, subfamily G, member 4a (gene kcng4a). Gene Ontology annotation, molecular function: delayed rectifier potassium channel activity; protein binding. The transcript is spliced from 3 exons. The coding region runs from base 2388 to 3917 and encodes 509 amino acids. Gene Ontology annotation, cellular component: voltage-gated potassium channel complex; membrane. NCBI's taxonomy places the organism in Eukaryota, Metazoa, Chordata, Chondrichthyes, Myliobatiformes, Dasyatidae. Gene Ontology annotation, biological process: potassium ion transmembrane transport; protein homooligomerization. The record is from RefSeq and is a predicted model, not a curated record.